Molecule: messenger RNA, 1533 nt
Organism: Chrysoperla carnea
Lineage: Eukaryota; Metazoa; Arthropoda; Insecta; Neuroptera; Chrysopidae
Product: protein CNPPD1
Exons: 5
Coding region: 133-1497 (454 amino acids)
Biological process (GO): regulation of cyclin-dependent protein serine/threonine kinase activity
Cellular component (GO): cyclin-dependent protein kinase holoenzyme complex; nucleus
Molecular function (GO): protein kinase binding; cyclin-dependent protein serine/threonine kinase regulator activity
Source: RefSeq, a predicted model, not a curated record
CUCAUUUUAGCAGUUAUUUUUUCUAUGGUCGCGUUACAUCUGUGAUGAAGGGAAAAUAUUUUUAAAAAUUUUUAGUAUAAAAAAAACAAAAUAUAAUAUUAUAAUUUGUUGAAAAAUUUAUAUAUGAUAUAAAUGGCUAUAUCAAAUAUAUCAUAUCGUUGUUUGGAACCGAAACGACGUCAUAAGACUGUAGGCGAUCAUGAAAAAUUUUUGGAACGUAUACGAAAAACUUUAUACUAUGGAAAAUUACCCGUUACUGACCGUUUAAGUUUGCCUGUCACUGAAUAUGCAUCGGAAAUAUUUUCUGAAAUUCAAUACGGACGAUCAUUGAAAAGAUUGCAUUGUGAUGUAGCUGCAACGAUUUCCCGAAAUACUUGCAUUUCUCCAUGUUCAUUGGUCUUGGCAUUAAUGUAUUUGGAUCGUUUAAAAGUUCGAAAUCCAGAAUAUUUGUCUAGAGUUGCUCCAUCCGAUUUGUUUUUGGUUUCUUUGAUGGUUUCCAGUAAAUUUUUGAACGACGACGGUGAAGAUUCUGAAGUAUUUACCGACGAAUGGGCUGCUUCUGCGGGUAUUACCGUUCCAGAACUUAUUCAAAUGGAAAAAGAAUUCCUGAACGCAAUUCAAUGGGAAGUAUUUGCGAACGAAAAAACGUUUUGGUCACGACUGAAAGACUUAGAACAUCAAGUAGCAUUACGACAAGGAAAUCAACGUGGUGGAUGGUUUACUUACACCGAUCUACAAUAUUUAUUAAAUGAUAUUGAAAUUUAUAAUUUAGUUCAAUAUUUGUUGACAAUUACGACUGUUAUUAUGGCAAGUUAUGCGGCCAGUGUUCUAACAAUUGUUGGAUCAAUGUUAUUAGCAAGUCAUGUACCUGGCACAUCGUUACACAAAGCACAAUCACCGAAUAAAAUUGCACAAAUAGAGACUGUAUUAUGUGUAGAUAAUAAUUGUGACGAAACGCUUGACAAUGAAUUAAUUACUGAAUCAAUUGUUAAUUCAACACUAGAAUUGAAUGAAUCGACAGAAAUAUAUAAUCAUAGUGAGAUUCAUAAAAUAAAACCGGGUCAAAAACUUGAUCCAAUAAAUGUUCUGACCACAAGUUUAAUACUUGCAUCCAUUCAUCAUAAAGAAAUCCUUGAUUGUGAUGUAAAUAAGACGACAUACGAACAUGAGAAUAGUACUGAGGUCACUUGGGAUUGGUGGUCUAAUGAUUUAAUGAAUUGGCUCUAUGAGAAAUCUGCGAUUUUAGAUAAUAAUGUGGAAUUGGCUGAAAUCGAUUAUCUAAAACGAUUUGAUUAUGGAAAACGCUUAGAUAUGACUAUUGCGAAUUCGAAAUUGUUAAGUUUAGAAGAUCAAGUACAUAAAGCAACAACAGUACGAAUUCAAGAUCAAUUAGAAAAUUCUUGGCAUAAAGAAUGGACCGAUACGAUUUUGGUGAAAUACUUUAAGUCGUAUAGUAAAUUUAUAACACCUCCAACAUCACCACUGAUUAGUUUUUAAAAAAUUAAAUUUUUUUCAAUUAUAUAAAUUUUUCAA